Molecule: messenger RNA, 3009 nt
Organism: Bactrocera oleae (olive fruit fly)
Lineage: Eukaryota; Metazoa; Arthropoda; Insecta; Diptera; Tephritidae
Gene: eIF3d1
Product: eukaryotic translation initiation factor 3 subunit d1
Biological process (GO): translational initiation
Cellular component (GO): eukaryotic translation initiation factor 3 complex; cytoplasm
Molecular function (GO): translation initiation factor activity
Source: RefSeq, a predicted model, not a curated record
AGAACAAUAUUUAACUGAUUUGCCGACUGUAACUUUCUUUAUUACUUGCUACCCUAUUCUAUCAUGGUUAUUUCUAAAUAUCUGGCUACAUCAGUUAUCCAUUUGGAUUGUCAUUUAUGGGAAGAAGAAGCAAAAUUGCAAAAUAGUAUUUAUCGUAAAAAGGGAGAGGAGAAACUAUCAGCUGAUCAGAUGUAAACAAAGCUACAUUCUCUGAGUCUCAAUCGAGAUACGUCAAGUUUGCCUAGGGGUUGAGUUUCUAUUAACAUCCAAGACGGCCGACUUUUGACCGGAAAAUGGUUGCAUAUUGAUAUUUUCUUUUAAUUUAUGAAAAAGUUGUCCCAAAAAUAUUAGUUUUAUGUAAAAUUUUAGUAUUUUAUCAGUCAGAUUUAAUAUAUAUAUUCUUGAUUGAUUUUAAUAUAUAUUCUUAAAUGAGCGACUAUUAUUGGAAAAUUCCAGCAUAAUUAAGAUAUAUAUUUUGCCUCUUUUUAACUGUAGUAAAUUAAUAAGUGUUCACCACCGAAAAAUGUAAGUGCAAUUAGCAAGCUGUCAAAUAACGGGAUACACAAAAUGCUUAUUCAACGACCCUGGAGACAAGUUUUAUAAAUUUAUACAAAAAUAAUAAUUAUAUUAAAAACAAAAUAAGUCUGUCCAUGUCAAAAAUAUUCAAAUGUGUUGCCAGUAUUACCAAACUUGAGCAUUGCGUAACAGUGUUGCUUGUUUGGUUUUUUUAUGCGCAACCCGUUCUCAGCCAUGUUGUUUAUAUUGUGAACGUACGCCUCAGAGGGAAAAGUACUGUGAAUGGGCACUUUCGCUACUCCUUUAUACUAUGAUAUUGACGUAUUGGUCUAUUCUUUUUCUUUCAUUUCGUUUGUCAUCAAUUGAACGGUGGAGCAAGAAAAAGUGCUAAAAUUAAUAGAAAAGGUUGGUUUAUUACGCGAAAUUAAGUAAAAAUAGCAACAAUGAGUGAGACUAUAAAUACUAGUCAACAGUUUCCGCACUUUGAAAAGCCGACAGUGCAAUUUAAUGAAAAUGGCUGGGGGCCAUGUGAAUUGCCGGAGACUUUUCGCGAUAUGCCAUACCAGCCGUUCAGCAAAAGCGAUCGCCUAGGGAAGAUUUGUGAUUGGACCAGCAGUUCUAAUAACGACAAGAAAUACCAAAAUAAGUACGCCUCGUCAUUCGGUACUGGCAAUCAAUAUGCUUAUUAUCAUGAGGAAGAUGAGACUACUUUCCAUCUCGUUGAUACGGCUCGCAUACAGAAGCCACCUCAUCAACGUGGACGCUUCCGUUCAAACAUGCGCAACAACAGGUCCGCCCGUGGUCGCAAUCAACGUGGAGGAUUGAAUUCUGGUAUGACUACUUUGGGUGGGAAAAAUGUCAAAGCCCGUGAUCCUCGCCGCGGUAUGGGUAAAAAGUUUGGAUCGCGUGGUGUGCCACCUAAGAUUCGGGAAUCGUCUGUUGCUGUCCGUUCAGACUGGACCUCAAUUGAAGAAAUGGACUUCCCACGUCUGACUAAACUUUCGCUGCCAAAUAUCAAAGAGGGUGAGGACAUAAUAACGUGCGGUACUCUUGAAUACUAUGACAAAACUUAUGACCGCAUUAAUGUGAAGAAUGAGAAGGCGCUACAGAAAAUUGAUCGCAUUGUACAUACUGUCACUACUACCGAUGAUCCCGUUAUUCGUCGUCUUUCCAAAACUGUGGGCAACGUUUUUGCUACCGAUGCUAUUUUGGCCACCAUUAUGUGUUCCACACGAUCUAAUUACUCUUGGGAUAUUGUUAUUGAAAAGUUUGGUGAUAAAAUCUUCAUGGAUAAGCGAGACAACACUGAGUUUGAUUUGUUGACCGUCAAUGAAACAUCUGUUGAACCACCAACUGACGACGAUAGUUCUCCCAAUUCACCACGAAAUUUGGCAAUCGAAGCAACAUUCAUAAACCACAAUUUCAGUCAGCAAGUGCUGAAAACCGGCGACAAGGAACCUAAGUAUAAGUUCCAAGAAGCCAAUCCAUUCAUAACUGAGGAUGAAGAUGUUGAAGUUGCUAGUGUUGGCUACCGUUAUAAGAAGUGGAACUUGGGCAGUGACAUUGUUUUAGUUGCUCGCUGUGAACACGAUGGUGUAUUGCAAUCACCAAAUGGAGAACCCCAAUUCUUAUCGAUCAAAGCAUUAAACGAAUGGGACUCAAAAUUGGCGAAUGGAGUUGAAUGGCGUCAGAAAUUGGAUACCCAACGCGGCGCUGUGUUGGCAAACGAAUUGCGUAAUAAUGCCUGCAAGCUAGCCAAAUGGACCGUACAAGCUGUGCUUGCCGGUUCCGAUCAAUUGAAGCUAGGUUAUGUUUCCCGUAGUAAUCCACGAGAUCCCUCACGACAUGUCAUAUUGGGAACCCAACAAUUUAAACCACAUGAAUUUGCUACGCAAAUCAAUUUGAGCAUGGAUAAUGCCUGGGGUGUUCUACGGUGCAUUAUCGAUAUUGUAAUGAAACAGAAGGAUGGCAAAUAUCUGAUUAUGAAGGAUCCCAACAAGCCCAUGAUCCGUUUGUACGAUAUUCCAGACAACACUUUCGAUAGCGAAGAUUCCGAUAAUGGCGAGGGAGAUGAUGGUGAAGCUUUCCAACCAGUUUACACAUACGGCAAUAACAAGAGAAUUUAAAUUUAAAACAGCAAAAGUAAAUUAAUUUUAUGUGUAUGAAAUUGGAAUCUGCUAUUCGAUUGUUUAUUUUUUGAUAAGAGAAAAGCCAGCAUCUAGAUUGCAAAAAAACAUUUUUUAUAUACAAAAAUAUUUAAAUUGAAUUGUUAAUCGUAGUUAUUUGUAGAGAUUAAAGACAGACAACUCGUACAUAUUUGUAUAAUCGAUAAUUCAAGCAGCACAGACUCAAAAUACAUUCAAAGUAUCUUAAACAACUAUAAUGAUUAUUCCACAAUAUAAUAAAAAUAACGGCCUAUCCUUAGUGCUAUUAGAUAUUUGGAAUAAAACCAAUGAACAACGCAAAAGGUGGGCAUCAAAAAACAAAAAAAAA